AUGUCUUCAAAUCAGGGUUCCUCUUCUUCUUCAAAACAACAGUUGAAAACACAGAAUGGAUCGUCAAUAACACAACUUGGUGCUUUAGAAGAUGACGAAUUUGAAGAAUUCAAUGCUGAAGAGUUGAAAUCACCAAAGCUACUAUCAUGCCACAGCCAAUGA
Entrophospora candida is the source of this 162-nucleotide messenger RNA. Lineage: Eukaryota; Fungi; Glomeromycota; Glomeromycetes; Entrophosporales; Entrophosporaceae. The record is from the annotation of a GenBank genome assembly.